Messenger RNA from Chaetura pelagica (chimney swift), 1119 nucleotides. It is a transcript of the gene SLC35D4, whose product is annotated as transmembrane protein 241. Gene Ontology annotation, cellular component: Golgi apparatus. The coding region runs from base 1 to 1119 and encodes 372 amino acids. Lineage: Eukaryota; Metazoa; Chordata; Aves; Apodiformes; Apodidae. Gene Ontology annotation, molecular function: antiporter activity. The record is from RefSeq and is a predicted model, not a curated record. The transcript is spliced from 15 exons.
AUGAGGGCAGGGACCCAGGGGGAGGAGGAGGGACAGUGCCCUCCGCUCACCCAGCCCUACUCGGGGAAAGCCGAGCUCCUCCCGGCGAAGGGCUACUCGGGAGUGAACAAAUCGCGGGAUUUCAGCCCAAAAGCCGCGGCCGUCCCGUUCGGAGAUGCCCGUCUUCUCCCGCCGUCCCGUUUUGCUGUGUCCGACGGCUUCACCUUCCCAUGUGUGAUGCAUGGAGUAUGCUCAGAAAGUGAAAGAGCAGUUAGGGCAGCCUUCUCUCCAUCUUUCGGUGUGUCCACUCCAUAUCUUACAUGUUUGCUCUCCAUUAAUUUGGUGUUUGUUUUCCAGUAUGUCCUGUCUGUCCUGGAAUUUACCUACCCUACCCUUUUUCAAGGGUGGCAGACAUUAGUGGGUGGACUUCUCCUUCAUGUCUCCUGGAAGCUGGGCUGGGUGGAGAUAAACUUGAGUUCAAGGUCUGAAAUCCUGUCAUGGCUUCCUGCUUCAGUCCUGUUUGUUGGCACUAUUUAUGCUGGCUCCAGGGCACUGUCUAGAUUGCCAAUCCCAGUGUUCCUCACCAUGCACAAUGCAGCAGAAGUUAUAACCUGUGGGUUCCAGAAGUUUGUGCAGAAAGAGCAGACCUCUCAUCUGAAAGUCUGUAGUGUGCUGUUCCUCCUGGUAGCAGCAGUGUGCCUUCCUUUAUGUGACACACAGUUUGAUCCAAAGGGUUAUUUAUGGGCUCUAAUUCACUUGGUCUGUGUUGGGGCUUACAAAGUAUUUCACAAGUUAUGGACACCUAACUCUUUAAGUGAUCUGGACCAACAGUACAUCAACUAUGUAUUCAGUGUGGUGCUAUUGGCCUCUGCAUCCCAUCCAGCAGGUGAUCUCUUCAGUGCCUUGGACUUCCCAUUCCUGUACUUCUACAGGUUUCAUAGCAGCUGCUGUGCCAGUGGACUGUUGGGAUUCUUUCUGAUGUUGCACACAGUGAAGCUAAAAAACAGCAUGACCUCAGGGCAAUAUACAGCAUGGACUUUCCUUGCAAAGAUAGGAAAAUUAAAUCCGAAUCUAAAUUUUGAAGAUGUCCACAUCCGUGCUCUUGGCUAUAUAAACAACAUGUUCCUGAACACCUUGUAA